AUGGGGAAGAAAGCAGCGGCUGCUGCCAAGACGCAGCGCUCUAUCAAGUCAUUCUUUGGUGGAAAUACAGAAGAGACGUCUUUACCCAAGAAACGUAAACUUGCAGAUGAUGAUGACACUGAGAUACCUGCCGAAUCUUUCGUUAAAACAGUGAAGAAACGAAAAAAUACAGCUCAAGAGGAGAAGAAGAAAAAGAAAAUGGAAAAAGAACAAGAAGUAGAACAACAGAUGGAGGAAGAGCCAGAGGACGAUGAAAAGCAAGACGCUAACGAAGAAGAAGAAGAAGAAGAAGAAGAAGAAGAAGAAGAAGAAGAAGAAGAGAAGGAAGUAAAGAGCACGACAAAGCCUGGACGUCAUCGACUGCGGCAAUGUAUAGUAGAGGAGGAGGACGAAGACAGUGACAUGGAUUUACCCAUCAGUACUAACGAUAAGAAAGUGAAGAAGAAUGAGGUGAUUGACAUGACGUCGCCAGUGUCAAUUUCAGAGAAUGUCGAGAAGGCGAUGGAGAUGGUUCUGAAGGAUAAGAAGAGUAUUAAGAAGAAUGAGAAGACAAAGAAGAACAAGGAGAAGAACGAAAAGGAUGAGAAAAAAGAGGUUGACGAGGUUGACGAGGUUGACAAUGUUGACAUGAAGAAGAUUGCUUCUUUAGCCGAGAGAAAGACAGUCACAGCAGCAUCAAAGACUAUUUUUUUCACUCCCGUCUCGAAGAAGGCGAGAAAGGGUAUAAAAUCGUCCCCAAUGGACGAUAAGAAGGAGACAAACAUCAAGAAAGAAAUCGACGAUGUUACGUUAAAGCAGGAAGACGAGAGCAACGAUGUUCGGAAGACUCCUUAUUGUGCUCUAGCUCACUUGUUUGCAAAGAUUGAAGAAGUUACUGGCCGUCUUGUUAUCCAGGAUCUACUGACGACGUUCUUCCGAGAUGUCAUUCGUCGUUCACCGGACGAUCUAUUGGCUUGUAUCUAUCUAUGCGUGUGUGUGGAUCUGGCACCGCCUUUUGAAAACCUCAAGAUUGGUAUUGGUGAUGCUAUUCUCAUGAAAGCUAUCGGCGAAGCAACAGGUGCGAAUCUCAAGUUUAUUAAGGAAAUGUACCACAAGGAGGGCGAUCUUGGUAAGGUUGCACAGAAUGCACGCUCAAAGCAAAAGACGUUGUCAUUUACAUCUCUUACACCGGCCUCUUCAAAGGGUACUGAACUUACCGUCCAGCAUGUGUACGACCAGUUCGUUAAGAUCGCUAAGAUGACUGGAAACAACUCGCAACAACAAAAGUGCUCGAUUAUCAAAGGCUUGCUGGUAAAAUGUGAAAAGGAAAAGAAGUCCCAAGAUAAGGAUGCACAGUCAGCAGAAGGGGCCAAGUACAUUAUUCGUGGACUUCAGGGUAAGCUUCGUAUCGGACUGGCAGAAAAGUCGAUUUUGAUGGGGUUGACAUACGCGUUCAUGACGGACAAGGAUUACAAAGACAAAGAAAAACAGCAGGAGGCUCUAACAUUUGUUAAGAAGGCCUUUGCGGAGUGUCCAAGCUACAACGCAUUGGUUGCAGCGUUUUGCGAACUGCAGAGGAAUGUCCCUUCGGCUCCUUUCCUUCGCGUGAAGGACUUUGCAAAGGUUGCUGAGAAGUGUGUGCUGACACCAGGUACGCCAGUAUCUCCCAUGCUUGCUCGUCCAACCAAGGCGUAUGCGAUGGUGUUCGAUCGUUUUGAAGGCAAACCGUUCACUUGCGAGUACAAGUAUGAUGGAGAACGCGCACAAAUUCACAUACUUUCAACCGGAGAAAUGGCCAUUUUCUCUCGCAACUUCGAGAACUCUACAGAGCGGUUCCCUGAUGUCAAACUGGCAAUCUCAAACGCUGCCAAGCCUGGCAUUGUCAAGAGUUGUAUUGUUGACACAGAGGUGGUCGCCGUUGAUCGUGCUACGAACAAGCGUUUGCCCUUUCAGAUUCUCAGUACACGUUCUCGAAAGAACGUCAAGCUGGAGGAUAUCAAGGUUUUUGUGUGUAUCUACGCAUUUGACUUGCUGUAUCUCAACGGUGAAUCGUUCCUUGGCACUCCAUUAGCGAAACGACGUGAAAAACUGCGUGAGAUGUUUGAGGUGAAUCCUGGUAACUUUGAAUUUGCGACCUCAUUAGAUGUAGAGGAUAGUGUCGAUGUGAAAGAUAACCCCGAGGCGAUGGAAGAAGCUGUGGAUAAGGUCCGUAAUUUUUUGGAGGAGGCUGUGCGCGAAAACUGUGAAGGCCUGAUGGUGAAAACUCUCGAAAAGGAAGCAACUUACGAGCCUGCUAAUCGUUCUCACAAGUGGUUAAAGCUGAAGAAGGAUUAUCUCGACGGCAUUGGUGACUCAGUGGACCUAGUUCCGAUUGGUGCAUUCCAUGGACGUGGCAAGCGCACUGGUGUAUACGGUGCAUAUCUACUAGCUUGCUAUGAUCCGGACACCGAAAUGUACCAACCAAUUACAAAGCUGGGUACUGGUUUGUCUGAUGAAGUGCUUAAGAAGUUUUACGAUCAACUGAAGGAGAAAGUCGUGGAUAAGCCUCCUAGUGACUAUGCUGUUGGUGAAGGAAGCAAGCCUGAUGUUUGGUUUGAGGCAAGUUGUGUGUGGGAAAUUUUAGGCGCAGAUCUGUCCAUCUCGCCAAAGUACACGGCAGCCAUCGGUCUCGUUGCCAAGGACAAGGGUAUUUCACUACGCUUUCCCCGCUUUAUUCGCAUCCGUGAUGACAAGACGACAACGGAGGCGACCAACUCAUCUCAGAUUGCCGACCUGUACAAAGCCCAGGGUCUCACUACUGUAACAAAUGGUGAAGACGAUGAGGGCGAUGAUAUGCUUAUCUAA
This is a messenger RNA of Peronospora farinosa, 2823 nucleotides long. Lineage: Eukaryota; Oomycota; Peronosporomycetes; Peronosporales; Peronosporaceae. The record is from the annotation of a GenBank genome assembly.